AUGGCCUACCAGAUCGGUGGAAGUGCCGGCUACGACCCCAGCCACGGAAAGGACCCUCUCUCCAACGGCGAUGUGUGCAAGCGUGACGCCGCCCUCAUGCAGGUCCUCGGUAUCAACACUAUCCGUGUCUACAACCUGGACCCCAACUUGAACCACGACGAGUGCGCCAGUGUCUUCAACAAGGCCGGCAUGUACAUGCUUAUCGACGUCAACUCCCCUCUGUCCGGCGAGUCUAUCAACUCCGAGUCCCCUUGGGAGUCUUACUAUGCCGCCUACCUGAACCGUACCUUCGCCAUUGUCGACAACUUCAAGAACUACCCCAACCUUCUCGGCUUCUUCUCUGGAAACGAGGUCAUCUCCAACGUCAAGCAGGGCGGCACUGCUCCUCCCUACAUCCGCGCCGUCACUCGUGACUUGAAGCAGUACAUCAAGAACCACGCUGACCGUGCCAUCCCCGUUGGAUACUCCGCUGCCGACGUCCGUGAUGUUCUCGAGGACAGCUGGAACUACUUCCAGUGCUCCAUUGACGGAGAGGAUGACAACAUGUCUCGCGCCGACAUGUUCGCCUUGAACAGCUACUCCUGGUGUGGCAACAGCACCUUCACCGAAUCCGGCUACGACCAGUUGGUCGCCAUGUUCAAGUCUAGCGCCGUCCCCGUCUUCUACUCUGAGUUCGGUUGCAACACUCCUAGCCCUCGUGUUUUCACCGAGAUUCAGUCCAUCUACGGCUCCGACAUGAUGAACGUCUUCAGCGGCGGUGUCGUCUACGAGUUUGCUCAGGAGGCGAACGAAUACGGUCUCGCCACUAUCAACGAUGAUGGCUCCGUUGAGCUGCUAUCUGACUACGAGUCCCUCAAGAACCAGUACCUCGACAUUGACUGGACCUCCGUGCAGAGCGUCAAGGCUAGCAGCAGCAGCAACACUGCCCCCAAGUGCAGCGAGUCCCUGAUCAAAGAGGACGGGUUCAGCAACAACUUCACCCUGCCUGAUGUCCCACCUGGAGCUCAGGACAUCAUUGAUAACGGUGUCAAGGGUGCCCUUGUCGGCAAGAUCAUCGACAUCAGUGACUACAGCUUCGACUACUCGAUCAAGGAUGCCAGUGGCAACACUCUCUCUGUUGUAGUGUCCCCUCUCGCGGAUGACGGCACCAACGUUGUUGGAACGAACAACGGAACCACCAGCAGCAGUGGCAACAGCACCGGUGGUACAAACAACACCAAGAACGCCGGUUUCAGAAUGGGCUCCAGCACUGCCGCCGUUGCCCUGCCUGUUGGUAUUGCUGCACUUCUUGCUGCCUUUUAA
Messenger RNA from Truncatella angustata, 1302 nucleotides. Its product is annotated as Glucanosyltransferase-domain-containing protein. Gene Ontology annotation, cellular component: cytoplasm; fungal-type cell wall. The transcript has 2 exons. Gene Ontology annotation, molecular function: 1,3-beta-glucanosyltransferase activity. NCBI's taxonomy places the organism in Eukaryota, Fungi, Ascomycota, Sordariomycetes, Amphisphaeriales, Sporocadaceae. Bases 1 to 1302 code for a protein of 433 amino acids. The record is from RefSeq and is a predicted model, not a curated record. Gene Ontology annotation, biological process: fungal-type cell wall (1->3)-beta-D-glucan biosynthetic process.